CUUAGACGGAUUGCGCGUCAUCUCGCCUUCCCAAAUUUUCUCCUUCUGCAGCUCGAAUCCAAAACAUCAUAUCUGUAGUACGGACUACAGGAGAAAGAUGUUUAACUCUGUUAAUCUGGGCAACUUCUGCUCCCAGACGCGUAAAGACCGGACGUCCGAGUUCGGGGACAGGACUGGCUGUGCCUCCAACAUCUACCUCCCCAGCUGCACCUACUACGUUCCCGAAUUUUCCGCCGUCUCUUCGUUCCUUCCGCAGGGGCCCUCGCGACAAAUCACAUACCCUUAUUCCACAAAUCUAUCUCAAGUGCAACCGGUGCGAGAUGUUUCCUACGGUCUGGACCCCUCCAGCAAGUGGCACCACAGAACCAACUAUGCAUCGUGCUACUCAGGAGAAGAUCUGGUGCACAGAGACUGUCUUCCGCCAUCCACCAUGACAGAAAUGCUCAUGAAAAACGAGAGCGUGUACAGCCACCACCACCACCACCACCAGCAUCACCCGAACUCUAGCCACCCGUCCACUGGUUUCUACACCGGCGUAGGGAAAAACAACGUGCUCCCUCAAGGCUUUGACCGCUUUUUUGAAACCGCCUAUUGUAGCACGGACAAUCAGUCAGAACAUUGUUUACAAAAGAGCGAGAUGAACAAAUUAGAGACUCCGUCCCAGCAACCCACAGCUGUUUCCGCAGCGCAGGAGCCGGAAAAGGACGCGGAGGAUGAGGAGGAACACACAAAUUCGGGCUCGUGCACUUCAGCAGCUGCUAAGGACGGCAACGCAGGCAAGAGCAGCCAUUCGAGUACCCCGCGCACAAGAAAGAAGAGAUGUCCCUACUCCAAGUUUCAGAUUCGUGAACUGGAACGAGAGUUUUUCUUUAACGUUUACAUCAACAAGGAGAAAAGGCUGCAGCUGUCCAGAAUGCUAAACCUCACUGACAGACAAGUCAAGAUAUGGUUUCAGAAUCGCAGAAUGAAAGAAAAGAAAUUGAGCAGAGAUCGCCUGCAGUAUUUCUCUGGGAACCCGCUCUUGUAAUCGUCGAAAUGGCGUUGCUUUUUAUUUAAUAUUCUGCAGACGAAAAUUACGUAUGUCUAAAAAAUGCCCACCGAGCUAAAUAAAUCGUCGGAAAUGUGUUUGUUACGGCCAGAAACAGUAUUAAACACUGUUAGUCGUGUUUUUUUUUGGGGGGGGGUAACAGUAUUGUAAUGGCUGAGGGUGGGGAGAGAAUGCAAAUUUGCUUAUUUGUCAAAUUAAACCGGCAUUUCUAGUUUGUGAUUCACAAACUAAAACGUACACCUCACAAGUUUAUUUUUAUUUUAUUUUUUUUUAUGUACGUGACGCAUCUUUUUGAGUGAAACGUUUAAAAUCUUCACUUUGAAAAUAGUCACAAAAUAGCCUACUAUAAUAUAUUAUAAAAUUGUACCAUCUAUCCUUUUAUGGUUGUAUAUAUGUACAUUAAAGCUCACACACUCGACUCUGGUUCGAAUCUGGAGAUGUCAUGCUCUUCUUUUUUUUUAUGUGUUCACCAUUUAGAACUGUGACUUGUACAAUCUGUAAUAUUGUAUUCCUUGUACAGAGAUUAUGCAUUGUGCAUUCGUGAAUGUAAAUAUAAUGUUAUUUUGAGUACCCUCGCCCUAUCCCUGCUGCUAUUUUUCUUUACAUUGCGUUUGCAGCCUUGUGAGCUUUGUCGUUUAAAUUAUUUGCUGUACCCCCAAAGUUCUCGUUCAUUUCGGAGGGCUAACCCGGCGACCCCGUUUGGCCUGUGUACUGCAUAUUAAUCAAAAAUAA
This is a messenger RNA of Puntigrus tetrazona (Sumatra barb), 1780 nucleotides long. RefSeq names its product homeobox C11a (gene hoxc11a). Gene Ontology annotation, molecular function: RNA polymerase II cis-regulatory region sequence-specific DNA binding; DNA-binding transcription factor activity, RNA polymerase II-specific. Gene Ontology annotation, cellular component: nucleus. The transcript has 2 exons. Gene Ontology annotation, biological process: regulation of transcription by RNA polymerase II; anatomical structure development. Bases 98 to 1027 code for a protein of 309 amino acids. The record is from RefSeq and is a predicted model, not a curated record. NCBI's taxonomy places the organism in Eukaryota, Metazoa, Chordata, Actinopteri, Cypriniformes, Cyprinidae.